GGCGGGCCUGGCGGACCCCGGAAGUGUGGGCGCGGCUGCGGUUUAACCCGCGGUGGCGGCGGCGGCGGCGGCCCUGGCAGGCUGUUUUGCGUUGCUAUAAAGAAAUACCUGAAGCAGACGAUUUAUAAAGAAAAGAGAUUCAUUUGGCUCACGGUUCUACACGCUGUACAAGAAACAUUGCAUCAGCAUCUGCUUCUGGGAAGGAUGGAGACGCUGAAGGAGAAGACCCUGCAGGAGCUGGAGGAGUUGCAGAAUGACUCGGAGGCGAUUGACCAGCUGGCCCUGGAGUCCCCUGAGGUCCAGGACCUGCAGCUGGAACGGGAGAUGGCACUGGCCACCAACCGGAGCCUGGCGGAGCAGAACUUGGAGUUCCAGGGACCCCUGGAGAUCAGCCGCUCAAACCUCUCAGAUAAAUACCAGGAGCUCCGGAAGCUUGUGGAGCGGUGCCAGGAGCAGAAGGCAAAGCUGGAGAAAUUUUCUUCAGCACUGCAGCCAGGGACCUUGUUAGACCUUCUGCAGGUGGAAGGCAUGAAGAUUGAAGAAGAGUCCGAGGCCAUGGCUGAGAAGUUCCUGGAGGGCGAGGUGCCCCUGGAAAUCCUGGAGAAUUUUUCCUCCAUGAGGAUGCUGUCCCACCUGCGCCGGUUCGCUGGAAAACUCCAGGAAGUGGUGAGGAAGCCCAGGGCUUCCCAGGAGCUGGCUGGCGAUGCCCCCCCACCCCGCCCGCCACCCCCGGCGCGCCCAGUCCCCCAGGCAACGCCCCCUGUGGUUGAAGAGCAGCCGCAGCCACCAUCAGCCAUGCCUCCCUACCCUUUGCCCUACAGCCCGUCCCCCAGCCUGCCUGUGGGCCCCACUGCCCAUGGAGCCCUGCCACCGGCCCCUUUCCCGGUGGUGUCCCAGCCCUCCUUCUACAGCGGGCCUCUGGGCCCCACUUACCCGGCAGCCCAGCCUGGACCCAGGGGUGCCGUGGGUUACUCCUGGUCCCCACAGAGGAGCACGCCACCCCGGUCGGGCUAUCCUGGGACCCCGACUGGCACCUCUGGGCCUGGUUACCCCUUGGCGGGAGGCAGGGCCCCCAGUCCUGGUUAUCCUCAACAGUCUCCAUAUCCUGCAACAGGAGGAAAGCCUCCCUACCCAAUACAGCCCCAGCUCCGCAGCUUCCCAGGCCAGCCCCAGCCCUCAUUGCCCCCGCAGCCCCCUUAUCCCCCCGGGCCCGCCCCUCCCUAUGGGUUUCCACCGCCCCCGGGGCCUGCCUGGCCUGGGUAUUAGCCGUACUCCUGGCCCUCGGCCCCUCCCGAGUCCCACCCACGCUCAACCUUUGGCCCAGCCAUCGCCGAGAUUCGAGGGUCAACUGGAGGUGGCGUUGGUGCUCCCUGUGGACUUGCGUUGGCACCCAGAGGCCUUGGAGGGACAAGGCACUGGGCAGUGUGACUGGUCACGGCACUUGCUGGCCCUCUGGCCGGAGUCCUCCUAGAAGCCCCUACUUUCAGUGCCUGGCUGUAGUGGUGCUAGCCAGGCUGGGGUCCGGCACCUCUCGCCGGUGUCUGUGUGAGUGAGCGUGUGCGCACAUUUAUGAGCAUCUACUUGCGGCUGCGCUCAGGGCCAUCUGAACCCAGUGCAGAGUUAUCUCGAGGAGGAGGCCCCGGGUCUCCGGCCCCUCCGGCUCCCCUGGGGUUUGGCAUAUUUGACGUGGAGCCCCAUGCCAAGGGAUGCAGCUGUUGGUGUCUGUCCAGUCCAUUCAAGGCUAGCCUGCCCACGCACUGUGGCAGGGGUUGGAUUGGAGGGAGAGAACAGAGUUGGGAAAAACAACAGGUUUGAGUCCUAUAAAGCCAUAAUUUAACUCCAGUACCUGAUGUCAGACAAGCUUGUCCUGUGUCCUGUUUGAGUGGCGGCAGCGCCAGUGCAGCAAGAAGGCUGGGGGUCGUGAAGACUGUCCCCAGACCUUGCUUGCACUAUUUGGAGAACCCAGGGGGCUGCCUUGGGCCCUCUGGCCAGAGGGAAGGGAGCAGCUCUAGCCCUGGAGAUUGUGGUCACAUUGGGGCUCGUUUAGGAGUGGAGGGCCAGGUCACCUCCCCAGCCACCCUUCUCUCCUCUGGGACCCCCCACUUUAGGGUGACUUUGCCCGAGGCCCACGCAUCCAUCCACUCCUUUAGUGCCUUGAAUCUCAUUCACAAGCAGCCCCCUCCCUUUCCCUCCCCUGCCCCUCACUCCUUUGAUGUAAUCCUCCCACCCCCAGUGUCCAUCCUAAGGCAUCAAAAGAGGCCCUAACGUAACUUCCCAAAUGGUGCUUUUUAAAAAACACCAUCACUACAUAGGGGCAGUUUUUUCGCACCUCCCUGUCUUCAGAAUGUAAAGGGUGGGGAUUAUGGCUCUGUGUAAUAUGCAGCCCCCUGCACUGUGGGGAUUGGGGCAUGUUCAGUAAUCAGAAUGAAGACAAUAGACAAAGGGGUGUGAUGAGUGUUAACUUGGUUGUUCCAGAGGUAAACCAGGUCUCAGGGAAGAGCCUGGAGCUGCUAUUGCUUAGGAAGUUGUACGUGCCUUGAAAUGUCCACUACCUGAGGACCCAGCGUCUGGUGGGCCCGGGGCUGCUGGGGCCAAGGAGAGACCUUGACCUUCUGGUGCCUGCCCCUCCCCGGCCUACGUGCCAUCUGCGUGACGCUCGGUCCGCGGUGCCGGUUCUUUACCAAAUGUGCUUGCUUCUCCUAAGUUAUUUAUAAAGAGAAAUCACUAAUGGACUCUACUGGUUUGAGUGCUUCUGAGCUGGAUGACCGACCGCCUGUAUGUUUGUGUAAUUAAUUGCCAUAAUAAACUUUGAUGAGUCA
Molecule: messenger RNA, 2819 nt
Organism: Macaca mulatta (Rhesus monkey)
Lineage: Eukaryota; Metazoa; Chordata; Mammalia; Primates; Cercopithecidae
Source: RefSeq, a predicted model, not a curated record